Molecule: messenger RNA, 591 nt
Organism: Lichtheimia ornata
Lineage: Eukaryota; Fungi; Mucoromycota; Mucoromycetes; Mucorales; Lichtheimiaceae
Exons: 5
Coding region: 1-591 (196 amino acids)
Molecular function (GO): S-adenosylmethionine-dependent methyltransferase activity
Source: RefSeq, a predicted model, not a curated record
AUGACCGAACCUAUCGAUUGGGAAAAGAAAUGGCAAGAUGGCAACACUCAAUGGGAUCAUGGUGAAUCGAGCCCUGCUUUGGUCACUCUUAUCAAGGAACACAGCGACUUGCUUCCUGCUAAGGGUCGUGGUCUUGUCCCAGGUUGUGGUAGUGGUUAUGAUGUGCUACUCCUUGCAACUCCUGAAAGACAUAUGACUGGUUUGGACAUGAGUGCCACGUGCGUCGACAAGUUGAACAAGGAGAUACCAAAGGGCAGCAAUUAUGACUUUAUUUGCGAUGAUUUUUACAACUUCAAGUACCCAGAAGGUGGCUAUGACUUGAUCUAUGAUUAUACCUUCUUGUGCGCAAUGCCACCAUCGAUGCGUCCUCAGUGGGCUUCCCGCAUGGCCGAGAUUAUCAAGCCUGGAGGUGUUCUUGUUGCACUCAUGUUCCCUCUUGAAGAGAAGGAAGGUGGUCCUCCAUUUGGUUUAUCGGUAGACGUCUACAAUGAGCUUCUGGGUCCCAAUUUUGACAACAUUUAUCUUGUUGAUGCCAAAGGUCACGAGAGUCGCAUUGGUAGAGAAAAGAUGAGCGUAUGGAGACGCAAGUAA